Molecule: messenger RNA, 603 nt
Organism: Propithecus coquereli (Coquerel's sifaka)
Lineage: Eukaryota; Metazoa; Chordata; Mammalia; Primates; Indriidae
Product: mediator of RNA polymerase II transcription subunit 18
Exons: 3
Biological process (GO): regulation of transcription by RNA polymerase II; termination of RNA polymerase II transcription
Cellular component (GO): core mediator complex; mediator complex
Molecular function (GO): transcription coregulator activity
Source: RefSeq, a predicted model, not a curated record
GGUCAGGGGGUUUGGCGAGCUGGGUUAACUUGAAGGUUGGGGUAAUUGUCGCUCGAAGGCUCCGAGUUGCGCGAGUGGAUGUAAUUCCUGGCUUUGCAAGAAGAAGGUGUAUCUUGUGCCUUACCUGAUUGGGGGCUCUGAAUCCAGUUCUGUUGUCUUCCACUUAAUCAGACAGACACCAUGGAGGCACCUCCAGUCACCAUGAUGCCCGUCACUGGGGGCACCAUUAACAUGAUGGAAUACUUGUUGCAGGGAAGUGUUUUAGAUCACAGUUUGGAAAGCCUCAUCCACCGCCUUCGUGGUUUGUGUGACAACAUGGAACCUGAGACUUUCCUUGACCAUGAAAUGGUGUUUCUCCUUAAGGGUCAGCAAGCCAGCCCAUUUGUUCUGAGGGCUCGGCGCUCUAUGGACAGGGCAGGGGCACCCUGGCAUCUACGCUACCUAGGACAGCCAGAAAUGGGAGAUAAGAACCGCCAUGCCCUAGUGAGAAACUGCGUGGACAUUGCCACAUCUGAGAACCUCACCGACUUCUUGAUGGAAAUGGGCUUCCGCAUGGACCAUGAGUUUGUCGCCAAGGGACACUUGUUCCGUAAGGGCAUCAUG